Molecule: messenger RNA, 1595 nt
Organism: Exophiala mesophila
Lineage: Eukaryota; Fungi; Ascomycota; Eurotiomycetes; Chaetothyriales; Herpotrichiellaceae
Exons: 2
Coding region: 475-1563 (362 amino acids)
Molecular function (GO): oxidoreductase activity, acting on NAD(P)H
Source: RefSeq, a predicted model, not a curated record
CUCCAUGAUGCCAAUCAUGACAAUUCCCGAGUCGGAUUUCGAAGUGAGCGAAACACGGCAUCGGGUCAUGUCAUGUCAUGCUCAUGGUUCUGGUCUAUGGCGCCAUGGAGGUGAAGUCGUCAUGAUCAUGGUCGUUCGAUGACUUUCUCUCUACCCCUACCCUUGGGGUCUUAAUCCACCGUUCCCACAAACCCCACCUCACUUUGCGAGUCUGCAUUUGUCAUUUUAUACAUAUACUUGGCCAUCUAUCGUCGUGGGGCUCCUCCAUAUGAAGCUCUGAAUCCUCUCUACAGAGAUACGGUUUGUGUUGAUAUAGAAUACUAUACUACUUUCUCUCAGUCUCUGAGAUAUACUUGGCUGUUACCUUUUUUCGGGACUUUCUCUAUCAAUCAUCUGCCACUGGUACUGACGUCAAGGAAACGAGAUAUCAUCUAAAUCAGAACUCGGUUGGACCUCAGAAUACAUCUUACCACCAUGCCUACCUCAUUCAAAUCCGCCCAUGUCUACACCAAAGACAAGACUGGCCUCGAUGUCAGGAUUGAGGAGAAGCAGCUUCCUAUUCAAUUGGAUCCCAAUCAACUUGUGAUCAAGGUCAUCGUCUCCGGAACCAACCCCAAAGACUGGAAAUAUCCCAUCGUAUUCGCACCCAAGAUGUCCGGUCUCAACACCGGCGACGACAUCGCUGGAAUCGUGCACUCCGUCGGAUCCAACGUCACGGAAUUCAAACCGGGCGACCGCGUCGCCGCAUUCCACGAAAUGGGCAAACCGUACGGUUCGUUCGCCGAAUACGCCGUCGCGUGGGAGAAGACCACAUUCCACCUCCCCAAGGAAACCAGCUUCGAAGAAGCCGCCACCAUCCCGCUUGCCGCCAUGACCGCCGUCGUGGGUCUGUACGCCCGCCUUGGCCUCCCCGAACCAUGGGGCAAAGUCUCCCAAGCCGGCGACGACGCACGUAAAGGCGGCGUUAUCGUCUACGGAGCCGCUGGCGCAGUCGGCGCUUUCGCAGUCAAACUCCUCACUCACGCCAACGUCCACCCGAUCAUCACGGUCGCUGGCCGUGGUAUCCCAUUUGUGGAAACCCUCAUCGACAAAUCGAAAGGCGAUGUCGUCAUCGAUUAUCGCAAGGGCGAUGAAGCCGUCGUUCAAGCUCUCAAGGCGGCUGUCCCUGCUGGUCAGAAAGUCAAAUAUGCAUUUGACGCUGUCAGUGAAAAGGGUUCGUAUCAAAAUAUCUCAAAGGUUCUGGAUCCCGAAGCGGGACAUUUGUCGUUGGUCUUGCCCGGGAAGAGUUACGAGGGGAUUCCAAAGGGGAUUACUCAGACUAUUACCACUGUGGGAAGUGUGCAUGGAAAUCCGGAUGAUUUGGGGGAUUUGGGUUAUGCGUGGUUUAGGCUGUUUGCAAAGGGGUUGAAGGAGGGUUGGUUUUCGGGUCAUCCUUAUGAGGUGAUUCCAGGUGGUUUGAAUGGUGUGCAGACUGGAUUGGAGAAUUUGAGAGAUGGGAAGGCAUCGGCGGUUAAAUAUGUUUACCGUAUUGAAGAGACCGAGGGGUUGAGUAGUAAGAUUUAAAAGGGUCCGUGAGCUCUCACGGCUCGUGGAAU